AGAUGAGCUUACAGGACUGCCAAUCAAGCGAGCCACCAGGUUUGAGAAUAAGGUGGGAUCCAAGAAUGUAGUGGCUGGUGAAUCACUGAUCAAAAAGCGGAUUUUUGAGAGAUUCUUCAUCGAUCUAGUGGCCGGUGAAUCACUGAUCAAAGAGCGAGCAGCCGCCAGGUUUAAUGAUUUUGUGGGAUCCCUGGAUGUAGCGGCUGGCGAACCGCUUCUUCUUCCACAAAGAUUCAGACAAAACCGAGCUUGGAUAGAACUGAAGAAGAUUUGGCGAACGAAGAAAAAGGUAAAAGGGUUUAAAAUUAAGAAAAUCAAAGGAGGUUAUUCAGUAGCCAUCGCAGGUUUCAUUACUUUUCUUCCAUUCAAAUUCAAAAAAGCUCUUAAAAAAAAAAGGAUAGCGAAAGCUCAAUUCACCAUUGAUAGCUUUAUCCCUAAAAGGAGGGAUAUUGUGAUAAUAGCGGCAGCAAACAAGAACUUGAGGAAAAAAAAAAAAGAUAGAAAAAAUUAUUAAUAAUCCGAAGCCCACCUUAAUCCAUUUUGUUGAGGAUCUUGCACUUAUUCCGGCCCUAUAUUUACAUAGCCAAGAAAGGCUCUGGUGAUCAUGCAUGACUGCGGAGCGCCUAUCGCCCUGGCACGGCACUCUAAAAUGCAUGUUGGGUUGGGCCAGCAAGAAGACUUCGACUAGGGAGACGAAGAAUGGAAUUGAAGAAGGCAGCAUAGUAUAAGAUAACAGAAUGGAACACCAACCAACGAGUAAGUGGUGGAUUUGGAUGGAGUCUCGCAGAAGAAGAGUACGCGCGCUAGCGCGCCCCAAGACGUCAGUCCUUUUUCUGCUUGCUGGCCAAGGUCAGUUUACUGAAUCCCUUCCAAACACCAACCCAAUCUCCAUUCCUUGAUGGGAAAUGAGCAAGACCAUAUGUUUCUAAAAAAUAUAGCCCCUAUAUAAACCUAGCCCUUACUACCCGAACUUCUUACCUUCAAAUAAGACUAACUGCCCGAACCCGCUUACUUAUCUUCUACGAUCUAAUUAAGUUAAGCAGUGGUUAUUUUUUUUUUUAAGUGACUAGAACUUCUAUUAACUACUAUUCUAGCACCCAGCUGUGCCAUGUGUUUAUUCUAUUUUGCAGGUAUUCCUUUCUCAUCUUUUCAGGUAAGAUAAUUUGCAGAUCUUCUUAGUCAGCCUAUCUGUAUUCUUAUCCUCUAGUGCGGAUCCAAUCUGAUUUUAUGAAGCCAAGGCCUGACAUCCAUUGUGGGGAUCAUCUUUUAUCGGGAGACAUGGCCUGGUGGUUUCUGAUCGAGAUUCCUAAUCAAUAGGGCGAAGAGCUCUUCGCAUGAUCUGGUCCUACCUUUUUUUUCUACGCUAUUUUUUUGCCCCUUCUCAGCUGCUGUCCUUACUCCGGAUAAAUUGGAACACAUUGAUUCCGUUCGUUCCUGCCCUUCGCUUCAGGCCAUAGUGCUUCUGAAUUAUUUCUAUACCCCUUUGAUGAGGCAGCCUCUGACUCUCGUGGGUAAACUCCUACUUGAUUAGUCAGAACUUCUCUGUCUCAACUCGUGGACCUAUCUAUCUUCUUCUUUAUAAGAGAUAGGGCUAUUCUCACGGAUUGCUCAUAUUUUUUUACCCCAUUUAAAAGUUUGUGCCUUGUUUCAGCCCUUCCUUCAUCUGAACCUUCCAGUACUAAUCUAUCUUUAUGGGGAAGACCCCUCGUCUGACCUCCGAGCUACCCUGUCAAUUGUAAAAAGUAGUUGAGUCGUGUCUCGCAGGAGCAAAAAGAGUGAAAUGAGGACGUAAGCCCCCCAGGUCUUCCUCUUCCUUCUAAACAAAUUGCUUUCGCUUGACUCUUCCAGUAAAAAAGUAUACUGAGUGGUUGAAGGAAAGCGAAAAGGAAUGGCUUUUUCAUGUACCAGAUCCGGUGAGCCAGACAUCAAGCAAAAAUGGACAUACAAUCAAAGAGUAAGGAGCAGUUAUUUGCAAUGACGGGUGGAUUGGUCAGAGCUGCAAGGAGAGACUCGGUUAUGGUGCGAUAAAGAGCUUGCUUCAAUGCUCGGAUUCAGGUAGAAAGUAAGAGCAGUAGCAUAUUCAUAGGAGAGCUUUGUACUUUAAAUUAGUAGUCCCGGUAGUUGGAAAAAAGCUCUGAAUACAGAUUCAAAGCAUCAAGAUAGGUAGUCCGAUCAUUAGUUGGCCAGUCAUAGCAAUUUAAGUAGAAAGCUAGCUUCGGGAUCAGAUCAUUCAACUAAAGCAGUCAGGCCGGGUAGGCUUUGAGGAACAUUGGGGGUUCCUUAUGUUGUGACUGAGCAGAUAUGUCUAUUGUGCCCGGCAAAAACGGAUUUGCAAGGAGUUUGCCAAAGGCUUUCUCAUUCGGAAAAACAAUUAAAAGUAUAUUUCCCUUCUCCAUUCUCUGCUCGGAUGAUUGCCGCUUGUGUGAAUUUCAUUGCUGCGGGUCCCGCGUGUGCUCGAAUAAGAUUGUUUUAGGAUUCUAUUUAGUUGAAUUUAUUGACUCCGCGGUGCUGGUUAUCGAGUUUAUGGCGCCGCCGACCAUCCAAAAAGUAAAAGAUGGCGUCGGCAUUUACUUAUUAUGCUCUCUUCUAAUAGUGGUCCCUUGGUAUUCAGGUUGUAAAAUCCUGAUAGGAAAGUCGACUGUUAGACCUUGUUUUUGUAAUGGCCUAUCUUCUUUAAAAAGCCGAAAGAUAAGGAUUUCUAAAAACUUUUGCGUUCCUUUUUCUUUUUUAGGAUGCUGGUCUCAUGUUUGAUCUGGUAGCGAUUAAAGAAUGAAUCUUGCUCUGGCGAUCAUGGUGGGAUUGGUACACCUCUAUAUGCUGUAAAAUGAAGGUACUCUUGAGUUCAUGCUACGACCGCCGAUUGUUCCUGUGACCACACGCCGUACCAACAGAAAACUAUCAACCUAUCGGUAUGGUUUGUUGUUCACGUGUUAUGAUCUCGCUCAUCAGAUUGUUCCCCCCCCCCCUGGUCAAUGGCGGUGAGUUGAUUGACCAAGGCCUUCCCUUACGACGAUGGAAUUUCUUCCAUCGGCAAGAGUACCUUUGUUUGUCUCCUUCAACUUUAAUGAAAAGCCUAGUCUCUCGAUACUAACUAAUUAGUUAGGAGAGGUGCUUACUUUUGUAGUUAAGGAUUCAUACCCCAUCCCAUUCCUUUUUCUUUUCAAAGAAAACCUUACCAUUUUUGUUUUGGGCCGCUGUUACCAUUUCCAUUUCCGGAACCUAAACCUAACUAAUACUUAGUUGUUUCCAUUUCCUCAUCUGGUGAUAGAUCCUCAUCUUCUUCUGGCUCAAAUCCCUUUUUCAUAUCCAGGGCAGGCUUUAGGUACGCUUUAGUUUGAAAUCAUUAAAGAUAUGCUCGACCUCGUUUAUGUCCAUGGUACCAUCGUACGUACCUUCUACUAUCAACCAGAUGAGAUAGGGCUUUGAAAGGUCAGAGUCAGUCUCCUCUUUCUUUUAGGUCGUUUAGCAGUUCCCCAACCUGCUUUCUCCCCGAGAAAGCCUUCCUGAGAUUAAAAGAAAAAGGUUUGAAGGUUGAUCUCUGGGAUCAGUGAUAGUUCGGAACCAGCAAAGGGAGGCUGAAAAGCCGUAGUGCUAACGCACGCCCUGUAGUUUUGAAGCAGGCUUCGACAGCUGCGAGCUCCGCGUCGAAAAGCGAAGCGAGCCGCGCUAGCGCGCUACUCUUCCUUUAUGAGCGAGACUCUAUCCAGAUCUACUUGAUCUAAGAACUCCGCGAGCGAACUGAGCGAGCCAUGAGGCGCCUAUCGGCAAGGCUUGGAAAAGCCUUAAGUUUAGGCUCCCUUCCUUCACUGAACUGAUUCACCCGGGUCCAAACCUGCUGAGCUAGCUAAUUUUUCCUUUACGAGAUCUCGGCUCUUCGGAAUGAUUGGAGAAAGCCCCGCCUCCUCUUGGUUGGUGCCGGGCCCGAGAGUGAUGGGACUACUUCCUGAAAGAGCCUUUCGUUCGGGCCGGCAGGAGGGGCCCUGAUCUAUCAAUUGAGGGAGCAAAAAACAGGCUUUGCUCCCCUUUUUUUAAAUGAAGAAAGAAGGGUCGAAGUUUAGACCGCUCACAGUAGUUCUACCCAUAGAAAAGAUCAUGAAAGAGGCGAUCAGAAUGGUACCCGAAUCCAUUUACGAUCCCGAGUUUCCAGACACAUCGCACUUCCGCUCGGGUCGAGGCUGCCACUCGGCCCUCAGACGGAUCAAAGAAGAGUGGGGAACCUCUCGCUGGUUUUUGGAAUUCGACAUCAGGAAGUGUUUUCACACCAUCGACCGACAUCGAUUCAUCUCAAUCUUGAAGGAAGAGAUCGACGAUUCCAAGUUCUUUUACCCCACUCAGAAACAGUUUUCCGCCGGACGACUCGUAGGAGGUGAGAAGGGCCCUGACUCCGUCCCAAACAGUGUACUACUAUCGGCCCUACUAGGCAAUAUCUACCUACACAAGCUCGAUCAGGAGAUAGGGAGGAUCCGGCAGAAGCACGAAAUUCCUCUUGUAGUGAAAAUCAGAUCGGUUCUAUUAAGAAUAGGUCGUCGUAUUGAUGACCAAGAAAAGUAUGGAAAAGAAGCAAGCUUCAACGCUCCCCAAGACAACAGAGCCCUCAUAGUGGGGAGGGUAAAGAGCAUCCAACGCAAAGCGACCUUUCAUUCCCUUGUUUCGUCGUGGCACACCCCCCCCACAAGCACCCCCAGGCGAAGGGGAGACCAGAAAACGCCUUUCGUUUUCCCUCCUUCAGCAGCCCUAGCCGCCUUCCUUAACAAGCCCUCGAGCCUCCUUUGCGCCGCCUUCCUCAUAGAAGCCGCUGGGUUGACCCCGAAGGCCGAAUUCCAUGGUAGAGAAGGCUUUAAUAAGAAUUUGGCCAUGAGAGACCUUCUUAAGUAUUGCAAAAGAAGGGGCCUGCUGAUAGAGCUGGGCGGGGAGGCGAUACUAGUUAUCAGGUCAGAGAGAGGCCUGGCCCGUAAGCUGGCCCCCUUUAAAAGCCAUUCCUUAUUAAUAAGGAUUUGUUACGCGCGAUAUGCCGACGACUUACUACUGGGAAUCGUGGGUGCCGUAUUUCUUCUCAUAGAAAUACAAAAACGUAUCACCCACUUCCUACAAUCUGGCCUGAACCUUUGGGUAGGCUCCGCAGGAUCAACAACCAUAGCUGCACGGAGUACGGUAGAAUUUCCCGGUACGGUCAUUCGGGAAGUCCCCCCGAGGACGACUCCCAUACAAUUCUUGCGAGAGCUGGAGAAGCGUCUACGGGUAAAGCACCGUAUCCAUAUAACUGCCUGCCACCUACGCUCCGCCAUCCAUUCCAAGUUAAGGGACCUAGGUUAUAGUAUCCCUAUCAAAGAGCUGACGAAGGGGAUGAGCGGAAGAGGUCGUCUACUGGACGCGGUUCAACUAGCGGAGACUCUUGGAAAAGAUGGACUAAAAAGUCCCCAAGUUAGCGUAUUAUGGGGGACCGUCAAGCACAUCCGGCAAAGAUCAAGGGGGAUCUCGUUGUUGCAUAGCUCAGGUCAGAGCAAGGUGCCAUCAGGCGUUCAACAGGCAGUCUCACGAUCGGGCAUGAGUGUCCUGAAGAAUAAAUUGUAUACUCCCUUUGGUCGGAAGGCGGCGGGGGAAGGAAGGGGACACUGGGCGGGAUCUUUCAGCAGCGAAUUCCCCAUACAGAUAGAGGCGCCUAUCAAAAAGAUACUCCGAAGGCUUCGGGAUCGAGGUCUCAUUAGCCGAAGAAGACCCAGGCCAAUCCACGUGGCCUCUUUGAUCAACGUCAGCGACAGAGACAUAGUAAAUUGGUCCGCGGGCAUCGCGAUAAGUCCUCUGUCCUACUACAGGUGCUGCGACAACCUUUACCAAGUCCGAACGAUUGUCAACUACCAGAUCCGCUGGUCCGCUAUAUUCACCCUAGCCCACAAGCACAAAUCUUCGGCGCGGAAUAUAAUCCCAAAGUACCCCAAAGACUCAAAUAUAGUCAAUCAAGAAGGUGGUAAGACCCUUGCAGAGUUCCCAAACAGCAUAGAGCUUGGGAAGCUCGGACUCGGUCAAGAUCCGAACAACGGCGGAGCACUCAACUACAUGUUUAAUAAGUAGUUGUCUUUUUCUAUUUGGAUUUUUGCGAACAGGCGUUUACAUGAGAUUAGUUGAGUAGGCUUGCCUUAGUUGUCUGCUAUAAGAUAGCUAGUUGUGGGGCUUUCGAAAAAAAAGGCUGAAGGCUUCGCUAUCGCUCAUGGCUUGUAUUGUAGUCGUAGUCUUGUAGUCGGCCCUCCAUGCCUCUUUAGUCUUUCUAAUCCUGAGGCCUUUUUCCUUCAUUCAUUUUGCGGUAGCUUACGCGUCAGAAAAAGGCCUCCUUUCCGGCCCGGAAGAUCGCUUCGCUUCUGGCGACUAGCUUCUACCCACAAUGGCUGAAGCUACCUUGAAUCAAUCAAUGAAUGAAUGAAUGAAUGAUUCGUAACCCCCAUGGGUUCGAGGACCCGUUGGUCAAAGGAAAGGGGGGGGGUCCAGAUUCCAGGACGGAGCCGUAUGAGGCGAGAGUCUCACGUACGGUUCCUUUGAGAAGGGUGUGAUACCACCACCUAUCAGGCCCGACGAGCGGUCCACGGAGCUGCAUCCCUACUCACCCGGUCUAUGCACAUCGCUCUUUCCAGGAGGUUGGCCGCCUAUCCUAGAUCUUCCCAUUUCCAAGAAGAUCCCUUGUUCGAUCUGGUUUAGUAUCAAGGUUCUUCUUUUUCUGUUUCUAUAUAUAUGGGUCCGUGCUGCAUUUCCACGAUAUCGUUAUGAUCAAUUAAUGGGACUUGGCCGGAAAGUGUUCUUGCCUCUAUCAUUAGCUCGGGUAGUCCCCGUUUCAGGUGUUUCAGUCACCUUUCGAUGGCUCCCUUAAUGUAUGUGCCAGGAAGUUUCUUCUGAAGGGGGCUACUCCCCGAAAAUGCCCCGCCCCUUGUUCGUUUGUCGUUGGGGAUUCAUUGCUCGUUCAGCGGUUAUUAGUCACGUAGCCAGCCUAAUUUCUAGAAUAGGGCAGCGGGCGGGAGGGCUUUGUUUGUGCAAUCUUGCUCGCAACACCCUCUCCUCCGGCGAACCCGCGAUCGCCGUCUCUAACUGAAUGCUCAACUGAGGUCGUGUACAACAACCUUAACCGCACAAGCCUGGGCUGGGCCUACCCCCAUCCCUAGAGGAGCCGUAUGAGGCGGAAGCUCCACGUACGGUUUUGAAGCCGAGCCUUUCCAGCAAUGGGGCCUAGGGACC
Messenger RNA from Panicum virgatum (switchgrass), 7218 nucleotides. RefSeq lists its product as uncharacterized. The transcript has a single exon. NCBI's taxonomy places the organism in Eukaryota, Viridiplantae, Streptophyta, Magnoliopsida, Poales, Poaceae. Gene Ontology annotation, biological process: mRNA processing. The record is from RefSeq and is a predicted model, not a curated record. Bases 4033 to 6069 code for a protein of 678 amino acids.